Messenger RNA from Ascoidea rubescens DSM 1968, 384 nucleotides. RefSeq lists its product as uncharacterized. The record is from RefSeq and is a predicted model, not a curated record. The coding region runs from base 1 to 384 and encodes 127 amino acids. Lineage: Eukaryota; Fungi; Ascomycota; Saccharomycetes; Ascoideales; Ascoideaceae. The transcript has a single exon.
AUGGGGUUGUCCCUGAGGAAACGGGCCAGUCUGGGGAGGCUGGGCCUGGGGCAGCACAGGCAGCACAGGCAGCACGUGAUGCAAUUACAGCAGGCCCCGAUUGCUGGAACUGUGUUUCUUGCAGCUAGAACUGCAAGAGCUGCAGGAGCUGCAAAAACAAAGGUGUCUGGAGAAGAGAGGUCUACUAAGGCCUGGCUCAUAGACAUCCCUUCACAGACAAGCUGUUGCUCUAAUUCCGGUGCUAAGAACCGAAUUAGGUUUUUCAGAAGUUUUCGGGACGCCGGUCAGCUGAUCCAGUACUUGAUUCAAACGGUCAAAUUGAUUUUAUUUUUAAUUCCGACUGGAAUUAAAGAAGAUUGUGAAUAUACUAAAAAUAUUAUUUGA